Kockovaella imperatae is the source of this 1122-nucleotide messenger RNA. RefSeq names its product ribosomal protein L1-like protein. NCBI's taxonomy places the organism in Eukaryota, Fungi, Basidiomycota, Tremellomycetes, Tremellales, Cuniculitremaceae. The coding region runs from base 1 to 1122 and encodes 373 amino acids. The record is from RefSeq and is a predicted model, not a curated record. The transcript is spliced from 6 exons.
AUGCUCGAAAUUCCCAAUAGCUCUCGAUCGACCAGCGAGAGGAGGAGUGUUGCUGUCCCGGUCUCACGCCAACAUAUUCUCGACGCUUACCUCGCUGAAAGGGCCAAGUUUGUCGCUCACAUCAAGAAACGCGCUAUCAAGUUUGAGCGAAAGAGCAGAGAGGAUUACAACAGGGCUAAGUGGGGCAAGGAGAAGGCGACGAUGAACAGGCUGGCCGUGUCAAGGGUAGCAGAGGCCUCUCGGUCCUUCGCCACCUCGUCCACCGCCCUCGUCGCCAAGAACAGGAUCGUCAUGAAGACAGAGACCCUGGCCGAGGUGAAGAAGCGUGAAAAGUUGCAGGGGAAGAAAACUCAGGCUCAGAAAGAUGCCGAGUUGAGGAGGCGUUCAGCGAGAAAGGCAGAGAAGGAUGCUUUGGCGGCGUCGAUGCUGUCGACUGAGGAGGCCAUUGCGGUACUACAGGCGGUGGAAGCGGGUCAGCCAAACACCCUAUUUGACCUGUCGUUAACCAUUGGCUCCAAGGGGAGCAUACCGAAUCUUCGUGGAAGGGCGAAUCUACCGUACGAUAUCAAGAAGACUGCCGAUGUGAUCUUGGUCUUUGCGGAGGAUGACACCGAGUCGGCGCGAUUGGCCAAAGAGGCUGGGGUACAGUAUGUCGGUGGAGCAGAUCUGUUUGAGGAGGUCGAAGAGGGCAAGAUUAGGCCUACAAAAGUCUUGUCUACACCGAGCAUGUUGCCCGCAGUGACGAGUCGGCUGGGUCGAUUUCUCGGUCAACGGGGUCUGAUGCCGACAGCGAGGCGAGGCGGUGUGGGUGAGGGAUUAGAAUUGGUCAAGAGGAUACAGGAGGCGAGAGGAGCGACAGAUUGGUUCACCAAUGAAAAGGGGAGGUUGAGGAUCAAUUUCGGAAGGAAUACAUUGCCUCGCGAACACAUCUUGGCGAAUUUUAGAAGCCUCAUCAGUUCAGUAAGGGACACUUUCCCAGUGGCCGGCGCAGGGGACAAUGAUGAUGCGCUGGUAUCGCGCAUCAAGCGGAAGAAGCCGAAAAAGACGACGUGGUUUGAAGAGGUGCACAUGACAUCCUCGAAUGGGCCGAGGAUACGAGUGAGCGACGCGGAUUCAGCGUAG